Arachis ipaensis is the source of this 1407-nucleotide messenger RNA. The record is from RefSeq and is a predicted model, not a curated record. NCBI's taxonomy places the organism in Eukaryota, Viridiplantae, Streptophyta, Magnoliopsida, Fabales, Fabaceae.
AUGCCCUUUUCUCUCUCUCUUUCUGCUAGAAAACUAACAUGCAAAUUCGCUGUGUCUAAGAUUGAUAUGGACAAGAUCCCUAGUUACAUUGAAUCAAAGCUUUUGCCAUUUCAGAGAGAAGGUGUAUGGUUUAUUUUGCAACAUGGAGGACGUGCUCUUUUAGUAGAUGAAAUGGGACUCAGCCACUCGGGAAAACUUUGCAGGCAAUUCAUCACUAGGACAUUUUCAUACCUUCUAUCUGCAUUAUCUGUAGCAAUUGCUGUAGCUUCACGCAUUCAGGACUCAUGGCCUGUUCUCAUACUUGCACCAUCAUCAUUGCACUUGAAAUGGGCUUCUGUAAGGAUUGUACUUAGACGUUCUCCAGACCUAAUAGAGAUAUAUGGAGAAACUAAAAAUGUCAGAAAGCUCAAUAUUCAAUAUUCAAUAUUGCUUAGUGGAACUCCUGCCUUAUUCCGACCAAUAGAACUGUUCAAGCAGAUGGAAGCUUUGUAUCCUGAUGCAUAUAAGAAUGGAGUUUUUGGAGUUUAUCAAGGGGUAAGUAAUCAUGAAGAGUUACACAAUUUGAUGAAGGUGACAGUGAUGAUACGAAGGCUUAACAAAGUUGUUCUUUCUCAACUUCCUGUAAAGUGUAGGCAACAAAUUAUGAGUAAUUUUCUAAAACUUCCACUUCUGAAAACGGUUCAAAAAAUUUCUCACCACUCUUCACUGUUGGAGGUGGUAAAAGCCAAUAUUAAGUCUGCCAAAUCAAAAGAUGAGGGUGAAUCUCUUAAGUUUACUCAUAAGAAUCUGAUUGACAAGGUUUAUAGUUUCUACUGCAACAUUUUCUCAGGCCUUGGCCUAUAUGCGAGUAGUUUAAAUCAUUUUGACGGAACUUUCAUUGAGGGGAAAAAAGUGGGUUGCAUCCGGAUUGAUGGAGGUAGACCUGCUGCAUCAAGGCAACAAUUGGUUACAGAUUUCCGGGAAGAGCACUCUAUCAAGGUAGCUGUGCCAUCCAUUAAUGCUGGAGGAGUUGGAUUAACUUUAACUGCUGCAAGCAGUUAUAUUUGCAGAACUAUCUUGGACUCCCGAUUUUUACAUCUUAGGGAUGUGGCGCAAUUCAAACUGGAUAAUUUGGGGCUGUUAUUGAAAAAUCAGAUGUUAGAUGGCCAUGAGAACACCUUAGCUGUGUCAAAUAAUCAGCCAUUGAGUAGCCCUGCAAAGCAUACUACUAUUGAGCAUAGCCCUUUAAGGCAGAGAACUCUUGACCAGUUUGUCAGAAGAUGUGAUAACGCGGAUAGGUCGGAACAUCAGCCUGACCCGAAACGGCCCUUAUUAACCACGUGUGCUUACAUGGGGAAUUCACCUAAUGAUGACACAAAUAUGCCUUUUGAAGCUGAAAUCCAUUGUACAACAAAUAAUAGAUUUUGA